AUGGCAGCAACCAACCCGGUUGGUGAUGGUGCUUCCAUGGACUCCUCAUCAACAGCACAGAGUGGCGUUCUCACUCUUAGGAAUAUUGCUAGCGGCGCAGCUCUCGCUGUCGUCAGUGGUGCUCUUGCCUACAGUAUAGCUCUCAAGAGAGGUAAUUCUGCGGACUCUACAGCGCACCGAGAGGCCAAGCUCGGCCCACCUGUACCGCGGCAGUCGCAUGAAGAUCCUGAGGUCCUAAAGGCCUUGGCAGCUACUCGAACGAGCCACAUGAAAGCUUACGAUGGUGCUACUGCUGCUUCCUAUGUGGCAUAUCAUUUGUCCGACUCGGUCUUCAUCUACCCCAUCACUCCCUCCACUCCUCUCGGUGAGAAUUGCGAUCAGUGGUCGGCUGCUGGUGAGAUUAAUGCUUACGGUCAAGUUACUGUAGUAAAGCAGAUGCAGAGUGAAGCGGGUGUUGCAGGCGCUUUGCACGGCUCUUUGGCAGCAGGUGGUCUUUCCUCGACCUUCACUGCCUCCCAGGGUCUUCUCUUGAUGAUACCCAACAUGUACAAGAUCGCUGGUGAGCUUCUUCCUUGUGUAUUUCAUGUGCCGGCAAGAGCGAUAGCUGGCCAGGCUCUCUCCAUCUUUGGCGACCAUUCCGAUAUCAUGGCUAUUCGCCAGACCGGUUGGGCUAUCCUCUGUGCUAGUACCGUGCAGGAGUGCAUGGACAUGUCGUUAGCGGCUCACAUUGCUACGCUAAAGUCUAGGGUUCCGUUCGUUCACUUUUUUGACGGAUUCCGUACUUCCCAUGAAAUUCAGAAGAUCAACGAUAUGACCACUGAGCAAAUGGAGUUGGUCGCGAAGAUUAUGGCCAAGGAGAUUGAUGCUCACAGGGAGCGGGCGCUCAACCCCAACCACCCAACGGUGCGAGGCACUGCUCAGUCGCCUGACAUUUACUUCCAGAAUGUCGAAGCGGCUAAUCCUUACUACAACGCUGUUCCAGAGCACGUCCUGAACUCUCUCGAGAUGGUAGAAGCUGUUACUGGUCGCCAUUACGAUCUUUUCGACUAUGAGGGAGAUCCAGAGGCUACACACGUGUUCGUGAUCAUGGGAGCUGGUGGUUGUACUGUGUCGGAAACCAUAGCUUACCUGAAGACCCACGAGCCUCGGUAUAAGCUGGGUUUGCUUCGUGUAAGGCUACUGAGGCCUUGGUCUGUCUCUCACUUCCUAGCGGCUCUUCCCGCUACUGUUAAACGCAUAUGCGUAUUUGACCAUUGUAAAGAAUCUGGGGCUAUCGGCGAGCCUCUGUAUGUCGACGUCUGUGCAAGCAUUCAGAAGUCCAAGAGGUCCGAUAUUCUCGUCAUUGGGGGUCGUUUCGGUCUCGCCUCCAAGAAUUUUUCACCCGGCCAGGUUUAUGCCGCUGUUCAGAACCUCGUUGAUACGAAGGUUCCGAAGUCUCCCUUCACCGUUGGCAUCGACGAUGAUGUCACUAACUUGUCUCUAGCUGUUCCUUAUGAAAUUGAUGUGGCUAACCCCGCCACUACCCAGUGUAUGUUCUGGGGCUUUGGUUCUGAUGGUACGGUAGGAGCCAAUAAGAAUGCUAUCAAGAUCAUAGCUGAUAACACUGAUCUCUACGCACAGGGUUUCUUUCUGUAUGAUGCUUUGAAGUCUGGUGGUGUUACGUUGUCUCACUUGAGGUUCGGUCCUCUGCCGAUCGACUCACCCUACGAGAUCACGAGUGGUUGCGAGUAUGUGGCGGUUCACAAGAAGGAGUAUGUUAACACCUUCGAUGCCUCGUUAAUCUUGGGCGCCAGCAAGUGUGGAAGUAUUAUCGUCCUCAAUGCUCCUUGGUUGACUCUGAACGAUAUGGAGGCUAAUUUGCCACCAAAGUUCAAGCGUCUAGUGGCUGACAAACGGCUGAAGUUAUAUGUCAUCGAUGCUAACAAGGUUGCUAAGGAGUCGGGCAUGGGUCGCUUGAUCAACAACAUCAUGCAAGCUGUGUUCUUCCGUCUUUCUGGUGCUCUUCCGUAUGAGCAGGCGAUGCCGCUCUUCGAGCAUGCCAUAGAGAAGACCUACAAGAACAAGGGAGCUGACGUUGUGAGGAAGAACCUCUUGGCUGUUAGUAACGCCAUCGACAAUCUUAACGAGAUUGAUGUUCCUUACACCAAGUGGGCUAAGUGUGAAAUGAAGGAUCACGAAGUCCUUCGUACUGGUGAGGAGCCUUCCUUCGUCCGCAGCGUACUGGAUAAGAUCCAUACCAGACUCGGUGAUAAAUUGUCGGUUUCGGCAUUCGCGCCUGGCGGAGUUGUGCCACUCGGUAUGACUCAAUGGGCCAAGCGGGGCGUGGCUCAGGCGAUCCCCGUCGUUGAUGUGGACAAGUGCACCCAGUGCAAUAAAUGCUCGGCUAUCUGUCCUCAUGGUGUCAUCAGACCGUUCUUGGCAUCCCCUCAGGAGCUUGCAUCAGAGAAGACUCCUUUGACGUUUGUCACCAAGCCGGCCACUGGUGGUAACGAAGCGUCUGGGUUAGCCUUCCGCAUUCAGGCAUCUCCCCUAGACUGUACUGGAUGUGAAGUCUGCGUGAACGCUUGCCCUGACAACGCUUUGGCUAUGAAGCCUCUACCUGAUGCCAUUGCAGAAGGUCAUAAGGACAACUGGGACUUUGCGAUGACCCUGGAGAAUCGAGGAGAUCGUUUCGAUGCCCACACGUUGAGGGGGUCACAGUUCCAACAGCCUCUAUUGGAGUUCUCCGGGGCCUGUGCAGGGUGUGGGGAGACCCCGUACGCCAAGCUAUUGACCCAGAUGUUCGGCAAGCGCAUGCUCAUUGCUAAUGCUACUGGCUGCAGUUCUAUAUGGGGAGCAACUGCUGGGUGGGUCCCGUACACGGUCGAGAAAAAGACUGGCAAGGGACCGGCUUGGGGCAACUCUCUGUUCGAGGACAAUGCCGAGUACGGCAUGGGUAUAGCGGUGGCUCAGCAGCAUAGGCGAGAGCAGUUGAGACUCAGGGUGCAGGAAGCAUUAACUGAUGAGAGCAUUGUCAAGGGAGAGCUGAGGUUGGUUAUGAACCAGUGGUAUGAGAACUUCGACGAUGCUGAGGCAUCGUCUCGAUUCGGUGAGAGGGUUGUGGAGCUACUGAACCGCGCUGCUGAAGAGAAGCCACUCCCUGAGUGUCUCGAUGCAUGCCGUCGACUAUCUGAUAUGUUCGUCAAGAGCUCUGUAUGGAUUAUGGGUGGUGAUGGUUGGGCUAACGAUAUCGGAUACGGUGGAAUUGACCACGUCCUGGCACUGAAUGAGAAUGUUAACAUAGUUGUGAUGGAUACUGAGGUUUACUCGAACACUGGUGGUCAAGGCUCGAAGGCAACGCCUAUGGGAGCUGUGGCGAAGUUCAUGCGGAAUGGCAGGGACUUGCAGAAAAAGGAUAUCGGGCAUCUGGCUAUGUCAUACCCGAACGUCUAUGUUGCUUCGUGUUCGAUGGGUGCCAACUACUCCCAGACUGUUAGGGCUUUCCACGAAGCUGAGAAGCAUGUGGGUCCGUCGUUGGUUCUAUGUUACUCUCCUUGCAUCGAGCAUCGCAUCAAGGGCGGCAUGACUCAUAUGUCGCAGGAUCAGAAGGCUGCUGCGGAGUCUGGUUACUAUCCUUUGUAUCGCUACGACCCUACUCUGAUCGAGCAGGGUAAGAACCCCUUCCAGCUCGACUGCAAGAAUAUCAAGCCCGAGGCCUUGGAUCCCUUCCUGAGGAAUCAAAACCGCUACGAGCAGUUGGUGAGGCGUAUGCCUGAGCAUGCCGCAGAGCUUCAACAAGGUCUCAAGAAGUACAUCACGGAACGCCAUCAGCAGCUAUUAGCAGCAUCUGCGGAAGUUGUUCAUGCCGCGGAUGAUCUCAGUGCUGACUCGGCUGACAGUGACGAUCUUCUGGUUCUUAUGACUUCGACUUGUGGUGAUGGUGAUAUGCCUUCUGCGGCGACUGCUCUUUGGGAGGAUAUGCUGCAAAUGGAUGGUUCCCAGAAGCUUGCAGGUCGCUUCUGCGUGUUCGGCCUCGGGGAUAGCUCUUACGAUAAAUUUUGUGCAGCUGCGGUGAAACUUGAAGCAAGGGUGGCUGAACUCGGCAUGAGCUCCGUCAUUCCGUUGGCGAAGGGAGAUGAUCGUGCCGAAGAUGGAUGGGCUACUGCCUUCGAUGAAUGGCUGCCGAAGUUGUGUGAAGAGGUUGGUGCGAAGCCUGAAGACGAGGAGGAACCUGAGGCGCUCUUCGAGGUUACGUCCUUACCUGUCACUGCUGCUGACAAGAGCCUUCCCUACCAGCGCAUUGUGCCUCCAGGAUCUCAGGCCGUACCGGUUCUAGAGAACAGACGCUUGACUCCGGAAUCGUAUGAGAGGGAUAUCCGUCACAUCGCUCUGGACAUCUCGGCUGCUGAUUUGCCCUUCCGUCUCGGUGAUGCCAUUACCCUUUACCCGAAGAACUUGGAGUCGGACGUCGACCUACUGUUCAACGAAAUCGUCACUCAUCUUGAUCGCAACGAGAUCCUCUCUGUUAAGUGUCUGUCCGAUGACGUUCCUGCCAGGCUCAGGUCGGCUUUCAAGUCGCGAAUUCCUAUGAAGCAAAUCUUCGUAGAGUUGUUGGAUAUCUUCGGCAAGCCUACUAGGAGUUUCUAUCGCCAGCUGGCUCGUAUUAGCAAGAGCGAGGAGGACGUUCAGGUUCUCAACUCUAUCGCGAACUCGGACGAUCGUUUCAAGGAACUAUUGGGCAGGAGUGUGUCCUACGCGGAUGUGCUUCGCAGAUUCCCGAAGUCCACUGAGUCGAUGACGCUGGUUAACUUCCUUGAGAUCAUCCCUUUGUUGAAGCCUCGACUUUACUCUAUAGCCAACAGCUCUUUCUACACUCCGAACAAGGUCGAGCUGACUAUUGUUAUCAACCGGUGGCAGAAUUCCGAGGGUGAUCUCAAGACUGGCACAUGUACACGCUACCUAGGGUUCAGCAACGACAAGACCAUGUGCGUUUCCGUUGCUAGUGGUACAUUUACUUUCCCUGAGGAUGAACAUACACCGAUGGUCAUGGCAGGGCUUGGUACUGGUAUCGCUCCUAUGCGAGCCUUUGUUCAGGAUCGCAUGUACAAGAAGCAGGUCCUUGGGAUCGAAACUGGCCCGAUGGUGGUAUUCUAUGGCUGCCGUCACGAGAAAGGAAGAAUUCCUCUAUCGCGAGGAAUGGAAGAAGUUUGA
Perkinsus marinus ATCC 50983 is the source of this 5190-nucleotide messenger RNA. Its product is annotated as pyruvate:ferredoxin oxidoreductase/NADPH-cytochrome P450, putative. The record is from RefSeq and is a predicted model, not a curated record. Gene Ontology annotation, biological process: response to oxidative stress; electron transport chain. The coding region runs from base 1 to 5190 and encodes 1729 amino acids. The transcript has 3 exons. Gene Ontology annotation, molecular function: oxidoreductase activity, acting on the aldehyde or oxo group of donors; FMN binding; iron ion binding. NCBI's taxonomy places the organism in Eukaryota, Perkinsozoa, Perkinsida, Perkinsidae.